ACUAUUGUCCGCUUCUUAUCUCUGAAAAAGAAAAAAACAUGACACAGAGAGUCUGAAGAUCAAAGCAAAAGCCUUUCGUAGUCGUAAUCGAAACGCCAAAUCAUUACCGUUCAACUGAAAAUCCAACAGCUCUCUCUCUCUCUCUCUCUCUCUCUCUCUCUCUCUCUCUCCUCUCUCAUUACAAUGGAGAACGGUGCUGGAUUUGCAGGAGACAAUAUGAAAAAGAAGAAGCCUGUUGGUGAUGGUUUUGUCGGCGGGUUUUUCCCUGUCUCUACCACCAAGAUCGCGUGGAAAUCAAGGAAAAGAUCAGCAUCUGCGAACUCAGACAAAGCACUGGAGGCUGCUGCUAUGGAGGUCACACCAGAGAAGGAUGAGUCAACAACAACAACAACAAAAAUGGAAACCACAACUCCACCUGUUCUGUCCGAGAAAAGAAAAGCUCUGUUUGAGCCACUUGAACCUAUUACUACAAACUUGAACGGAAAGCGACCAACUGAUGCUGAUUCGCUCUUGCCGCCCCCAGAUUUCGAGUCUGCAAACUACCCGAAAGGCUGGUUGAUCGGUAAGAAGAGGAAGCUGGUGAAUGUUGAUGUGGUUGAGAGCAUGCGUAGAAUCGCUGUCCAAGAAAUGAACAGAAAGGAUCGAGAGAUAGAUGGGUUAAACGAGCAGCUAGAAGAGGACUCGCGUUGCUUAGAGCAUCUGCAACUUCAGCUGCUACAAGAGAGAAGCAAGAGAACAGAGAUUGAAAGAGAGAACACAAUGUUGAAAGAGCAAGUCGAUAUGCUUGUCAACAUGAUACACCAAGAUGAAGACGAAGAAGUACCAGAAGAACCCUAGCUCUAGCAUGGUGUCAUAUAUAAAGUACGUCUACCUAUAAUAUUAGCUCUGUUUUGUUUGUUUUAUUCAUUUGUCCAUAAGACGUAAGGAAAGGAAGAAGCUUUACUACCAA
This is a messenger RNA of Raphanus sativus (radish), 949 nucleotides long. RefSeq names its product protein HEADING DATE REPRESSOR 1. Gene Ontology annotation, biological process: regulation of flower development. The transcript has 4 exons. The coding region runs from base 184 to 837 and encodes 217 amino acids. NCBI's taxonomy places the organism in Eukaryota, Viridiplantae, Streptophyta, Magnoliopsida, Brassicales, Brassicaceae. The record is from RefSeq and is a predicted model, not a curated record.